Molecule: messenger RNA, 510 nt
Organism: Parastagonospora nodorum SN15
Lineage: Eukaryota; Fungi; Ascomycota; Dothideomycetes; Pleosporales; Phaeosphaeriaceae
Exons: 2
Coding region: 1-510 (169 amino acids)
Source: RefSeq, a predicted model, not a curated record
AUGUCGUCGACGACCAAUGCACCAGAGCCAGACCGCCAGGCAACCAUGAUCCCAAAGCAGCCACGCUUUGAGGACAGGAUUUCUCAGACAGUGUACGACGAUGGACAUGGUCGCUACAUCGUUGCGUCUCGCCAGCGCCCCCAAAUCGUCCGCCGCACCGAUGCAGCGGACAAUAGACACUCUCGAUACCCCGCCUCACGGAAGCCGUCCAAUAGUGAAGGCUUGGCACCGUCACGUGAGGUAUGCGUCGAGCAGCAGUCGCCCAAGUAUCCGAGGAAGGUCGUCGUCAUUCCUGCUUUAUCGAAACCAGUAAAUCCAGCUCUGAGAGUAGAGCGUUCUACAUUGCAGAGAUGGGCAGAGCCCACGCCUCCGCCAACACCUCGAUCGGGGCGCUUGCCAUCACCUGAGCUCUCUGACUUGGAGGAGGCGCCGUUCUGCGAGUGCGAUGAGGCCAUCAUGCCAAAAUGCUGUGCGUCGUGCAAGAACGCCAUGCAUCCUUGGGGGAGAUGA